Cercocebus atys (sooty mangabey) is the source of this 1358-nucleotide messenger RNA. RefSeq names its product ATPase inhibitory factor 1 (gene ATP5IF1). The coding region runs from base 107 to 394 and encodes 95 amino acids. The record is from RefSeq and is a predicted model, not a curated record. The transcript is spliced from 3 exons. NCBI's taxonomy places the organism in Eukaryota, Metazoa, Chordata, Mammalia, Primates, Cercopithecidae. Gene Ontology annotation, biological process: negative regulation of ATP-dependent activity. Gene Ontology annotation, cellular component: mitochondrion. Gene Ontology annotation, molecular function: ATPase inhibitor activity.
GCCACUCCGUCGACGAGAUUGGGUGCUUGGCCGUCCCCGCGCCAUUAGCGCGUAACGAGGUACAGCUUGCUGCGGCAGAGACGCCAGAGGUGCAGCUCCAGCAGCAAUGGCAGUAACGGCGUUGGUGGCGCGGACGUGGCUUGGCGUGUGGGGCGUGAGGACCAUGCAAGCCCGAGGCUUCGGCUCGGAUCAGUCCGAGAAUGUCGACCGGGGCGCGGGCUCCAUCCGGGAAGCCGGUGGGGCCUUCGGAAAGAGAGAGCAGGCUGAAGAGGAACGAUAUUUCCGGUCUCCAAAACAUCCCACGGCUCAACUCCUCCUUUGUCAUUACCAUCUCCCGCGUGGAGUUCUCCUCGGGUGGUGCGAAACGCCCCCAGAUUCUUCGCACAGUAUCUAGAUCCGACCGUCUAACACUUGCCUCCCAGCCUGACUCCCUCGGCCCUCACCCACCUGUCACCCCCUCUACGCUCUCCUUCCUCCCCAGCACGCCUUAGCUUUGCAAGCCUGCAUGCAUUCAGGCUUCUCAGGUGUUUCUAGACCCCCGACUCCGCAAGAGUGAGGAUCAUGGGAGCUGGUCAUGGGAGCUACUUAGGGUUGGACUACACCAUCUCCUAAAGGCUUUUGCCCUACUCAGCCCAGCCUAGAUCUGUGGAUUUCCCGCUCCUGCUUAGAAGUAUGGAGUGGGCUGGGCCUCCCUUUACCAGCCCUGAGUUAUCUUUAACUGACUUCUGUCCACUCUGGAGAGCAGUGAGGAAUUAAUCUUGCUUUUGCUUGUCCUUUGGCCUUUCACUUCUGCCUUCUGUUGAGAAUUAUCACCAUGACACCUGCCAUACCGUAUAGAGAGCCAAGGUACUGCUGUUAGAGACUAUCUAAUUGAUCCCCUUCAUUUUGUAGUUAAGGAAAACUGAGGCCUAAAUGUGGCCAAACCAACAUUGUAAUCCAGUCCCUUCUUGGUACCUAAAUUGAACUGCCAAAUACUGCCCAUGCAGGAGACCUUUUAUUGGCCUUACAGCGGGCCAUUCAUUUCUAUAGGCAAAGAAAGCUCUAGACAGAUUGGAAUAGGAAAUGGAUAUUGGCCUUUUAACCACACCCCUUUGUCCCCAUUUUGUUCCUUUUUUUUCCCCCCCCUAAAGGGGUUCCCUGGGUUGUUCCCCUCAUAAGGUAUUAGGGACUUGUGUCACAUCUCUCUGGAGUUUUCUAUUUUAAAGAGGAAUCUGAAAGCAAUAAGAUCUUAAUGUGGUUGUUCCCCUCAUAAGGUAUUAGGGACUUGUGUCACAUCUCUCUGGAGUUUUCUAUUUUAAAGAGGAAUCUGAAAGCAAUAAGAUCUUAAUGAUGGAAUUUAAGCCACUAGCACCAGUGAA